Molecule: messenger RNA, 2152 nt
Organism: Nyctereutes procyonoides (raccoon dog)
Lineage: Eukaryota; Metazoa; Chordata; Mammalia; Carnivora; Canidae
Gene: SACK1E
Product: family with sequence similarity 83 member E
Exons: 5
Coding region: 1-1488 (495 amino acids)
Source: RefSeq, a predicted model, not a curated record
AUGGCAGCCUCCCAGCUGGCAGCGCUGGAAGGAGUGGGGUCAGGGCCCGAGGGGCUGCCCUUGACUGAGGCCAGCCCCAGCUUCCUGUAUUCCGAGGGCCAGCGCCUGGCUCUUGAGGCUCUGCUGAGCAAGGGCGAAGAGGCGUUCCAGGCCUGCGUGCAGCGCGAGGGGCUGCGGCCCUUCCUGAGUGGGGAAGAGCUCCGGAGCCUGGCGGCGGCCGCUGAAACCUGGACCACAUGCAAGCAGCCACCCAGCAGGGCAGCAGAGGGAGCCACUGCCACCGAUGGGGACUCCGGCAGCCUGACUUACUGGCCGGGACAGUCAGAGGAGCAGGUGCCCACCCUACGGUUGGGCUGGCCGGAGGACCCGACCUGGAAGGGAAUCACCCGGGCACAGCUGUAUACCCAGCCACCCGACGAGGGCCACCCGCCCCUCAAGGAGCUGGUGCGCCAGGAAAUCCAGGCCGCCUGCAAGCUAGUGGCUGUGGUCAUGGACAUCUUCACUGACCCAGACCUGCUUUUGGACCUGGUAAACGCUGCCACACGCCGCUGGGUGCCUGUCUACCUCCUCCUGGACCGCCAGCAACUGCCUGCCUUCCUGACCCUGGCCCACCAGCUGGGAGUGAACCCCUGGGCCACUGAGAACCUAGAUAUCCGUGUUGUACGGGGCUGCAGUUUCCAGAGCCGCUGGCGACAGCAGGUAAGCGGCAACGUGCGAGAGAAGUUUGUGCUGCUGGACGGCCACAGGGUCAUCUCCGGAUCCUACAGCUUCACAUGGAGUGACUCACGCCUGCAUCGCGGCCUGGUGACCCUGCUGACCGGUGAGAUUGCCGAUGCCUUCAGCCGAGAGUUCCGGACACUCUAUGCGGCCUCCUGGCCGCUCCCACCCGCACCCACCCUGGGCCCCUUCGUCAGCACCGUGGGGGGGCUGCAGCUGGCUCCCAACCCCCACCGUGUGGUCCGACGCCGCUCUGUGGCCCCCAUGUCCCCGCCGCCACCCGACGGCCCUUUGGCCCAACGCUUGGCUGCCUGCCGAGUAUUUGAGGGUGACAGGCAGGAGACCCCGGCCACCCCAGGGCCGGCGCUGAGUGACAUCCUGAGGAGUGUCCAGCGUGCCCGGACCCCCAGCGGCCCCCCGGCCCGGCCCAGCCGCUCUCUAUGGGACCUGAGCCGCCUGUCCCAGCUGUCGGGCUCCAGUGAUGGUGACAGCGAGCUCAAGAUGUCCUGGGGCUCCAAGGACACCCCGGCCAAGGCCCUGAUGAGGCAGCGGGGCACCGGAGGGGCUCCCCGGGGAGAGAUAGAACCCCGUCCUGUGGGCCGGUCCCAGCCCUGGGGCGGCCCCCUGCCCCUCCUCCCGGCUCGCCGCCUGCGCUAUCUGUCCCCAACCCGAAGGAGGUUUGGUGAAGAUGCUGCCUCCAAACUCCUGGAACCCCGAGGAGUCCAGCAGCCAGAUCGGGGUGCCCAGGCAGGACUCAGGGGGCCUCGCUGACCGGAGCCGAAACGUCACUGGGCCUGCCUGUUGACUGGCAGCUCCAAGCCCCCUGCCUCCAUGCGGUGACUUGGACAAGGCUUCUGGCCUGGGUCUCUGGAAAGUGGAAGGGAUUUUUUUUUUCUCUUUGUUCUAGAACUUGGGCAGGCCCAGUGCUCACUCUAGAUGCCAGUGUCACAGCUUAGAAAACGGGCAGAAAGUCUCGACUAGCUGGAAUCCUAGAAGAGUGCAUACCCUACUGGGGCCAGGUCAGAACUCCUCUGAGGACAGGCCUGGCUGAGUGGCCCCAGUGCCGGCAUUGUGCGGGGUGAAGGUGGGGCGUCCCUGGGACAAAGUGGGGGAGCUUCCUGCACCCACCAUGCUCAGGAGCUGUGGGUAAACAGCUUGGCAGAGAAGCAGACGGAAUCCCAUCCAGGGACUGGGGCUGAAUAACCAGGGACACACCUGCUGGGCAAUGGAUCAGGGCUAUGGGCGCUGGGACUGUUUUGUGGGUGCUAAGGGGUGAGUUGUUGGGGCUCCCUUUACCUCUGCUCAGAAUAAAGCUGCUUUAUGCCAGAAUCUUGCAUUUGCACAGCCUAGUAGAGGACCCAGGAACGCAGUCCCCGCCCCCUCCUCCGCGGCCGCAGCACCCCUGGCCUGGGGGGUGGGGGUCAGGUGCCCGGCG